GCCGGCUCGCGGCAGCGGCGCUGAGGAAACGCUUCGCCCCUUCCCUCAGCUGCGGCGGCGGCUGCGGCGUCGCCGCCCGGCAGCGGCGCCCUGGGCGCGCCCCGAGUAGCUACCAUGGACAGGACCGCGGUGGCGAAGAUGGGAGCGGUGGCGAGCGCCAGCGUGUGCGCCCUGGUGGGCGGCGUGGUGCUGGCCCAGUACAUCUUCACCAUGAAGAAGAAGACGGCCUGUAUGCAAGCCCUGCGUCUCUGGACUCUGCUUGCCACCUGUGCUGUUGCAGUAGGACGAAAUCAAGGACAGAAGAAUCAGGAGUGCCCUAAGCUCAACGCACAGAUGCCAGAAUUUCAGAAGAAAACUGUCCAUAUCAAGGACCCAGGAAGAGUAGAAGAGAUUAUUUGUGGCCUCAUCAAAGGUGGAGCUGCCAAACUUCAGAUUAUUACAGACUUUGAUAUGACAUUAAGUAGAUUUUCCUACAAUGGAAAAAGAUGUCCAACUUGCCAUAACAUCAUUGAUAACUCGAAGCUCAUCACAGAGGAAUGUCGGAAAAAGCUAUUACAGCUGAAAGAAACAUACUAUGCUAUUGAAAUUGACCCUGCUCUCACUAUUGAAGAAAAGUAUCCAUAUAUGGUGGAAUGGUACAAUAAAUCUCAUGCACUGCUCAUUGAACAAGGCUUACAGAAGGAUAAAUUUGCAGAAAUUGUGAGGGAAUCUGAUGUUAUGCUGAAAGAAGGAUAUGAGAACUUCUUUGAUAAGCUCAAUGAACAUAAUAUUCCUGUGUUCAUAUUUUCUGCUGGGAUUGGAGACAUUCUUGAGGAAGUUAUCCAUCAGGCUGGAGUCUACCAUUCUAAUGUCAAAGUUGUUUCCAAUUUCAUGGAUUUUGAUGAAAACGGAAUAUUAAAAGGAUUUAAAGGAGAAUUGAUUCAUGUUUACAACAAACAUGAUGGUGCCUUGAAGAAUACAGAGUACUUCAAACAGCUAAAAGACAACAGUAAUAUCAUACUGCUGGGGGAUUCCCAAGGAGACUUGAGUAUGGCAGAUGGAGUAGCAAAUGUUGAACAUAUUCUUAAGAUUGGCUAUCUCAAUGAUAAAGUGGAUGAGCUUUUGGAAAAAUAUAUGGACUCUUAUGAUAUUGUCUUGGUGAAAGAUGAAUCUUUAGAAGUUGCCAACUCCAUCCUACAGAAAAUCCUGUAAAUUGCAGUCUCAAGUCACUCCAUUCCUUCCAGAAGGCAACUGGACAGAAGAGCACAUUUGUGCCAUCUUAGAUGUGUUUAUUACUCAUUUACAGAAUUGUUCAAUUUAAAACUCAUAUCAUCAUUUCAGUAUUUUGAAGUAUAUAUGGUACCAAUUGUCAACUAGAAGCUCCUUUUACUGUUAUGCUGUUCUUUGUCUCACACUCCAUUAUAAUAACUAGAUUUAAAUUGGAUUUAUAGAUGUGAUAAACUGCUGUUGAUGGAAUACUAUGGUUCACUCUCUUAAUCAGGCAUUCAGAGGAGCAUUUUAGAAGAUGUGGCUAUUUUGUAAAAUUGAAGGUGUAAACGUUCUGUGAAUAAGCAAUGUACGCAGGUUUGUGUUGCCUUUUUACAUUACUGAGUUGUCUUUCAAAGAGAAGACUUCAAUCUCAGCUGCACUUUGAAGGAUCUUACUAAUAUGCUACAGCUGUUCACAUAAGUUUUUCAUACAUAUAUUUUUCUUCAGUAAAAAUGCUUUGUUCACCCAA
Molecule: messenger RNA, 1717 nt
Organism: Rhea pennata
Lineage: Eukaryota; Metazoa; Chordata; Aves; Rheiformes; Rheidae
Gene: NT5C3A
Product: 5'-nucleotidase, cytosolic IIIA
Exons: 10
Coding region: 115-1191 (358 amino acids)
Cellular component (GO): cytoplasm
Molecular function (GO): 5'-nucleotidase activity; magnesium ion binding
Source: RefSeq, a predicted model, not a curated record